GCGUCACUAGCCACAUGCGCUAAACGCGUCAACCGAGACGAAGUGACACGAGCUUCUGGUGCAUCACGAACUCAACAUUCGACCAGCUUGUAGACGCCAUGUACAGCGCUGGCCUGCGGUAAAUCAUGCAGCAUUCACCACUUUCCAAUCCGUUAGCCACUGUGGCCCAGCUCGAGACCUCGGGGUCGCAGCUUGACGGUAUUCCACCAGAUCUAGAAGACUCGGUUCGUUAUGCUGGCGCGCGACUUACACAAGCCGCCGGUAUACUACUCAGGCUACCCCAGGAGGUCAUUGCACAAGCCAUGAUCGUUUUCAUGAGGUUUUGGGUCGGCGCGGACGGAGGAAGUCUGGCGGAGUUUGAUGCUGGCCAAGUAUCUGCUUCCUCGCUAUACCUUGUUACGAAACUUUCCGCACACCCUAAAUCAGCGCGCAGUCUCAUCAACGUAUACGCUUACCUCGAUACGUUCCCUCUUCCCCCAAAGUCGAUCGAGUUAGAAGAGAACAAGGCCGAUCUAUGCUAUGUUUCUGAAGGAACAUACGAGCGGAGACGAGCCUCACUCUUCGAGACCGAGCAGCGAAUAUUGAAAACACUCGGCUUUCAAGUGCAAGCGAACCUGCCGUACACCCUCUGCAUCACGUACAUGCAAGCGCUGGACAUCUUUACACACCCGCGCGCCUCAGAGCUUGCCAAACGCGCCAUAACACACCUGAAUACUGCUCUCUUGAGCCCUCAACUUCUUUACCUCACUCAUCAACCACCAAGCCUAGCGACCGCCGCGAUCUAUCUUGCAGCGAGAGAAGCGGGCAUUAAGUUGCCAGAGGUAGAAUGGUGGGAGGCAUUUGAUACAAACAGAGAAGAGCUCGGUUUCCUCUGCGUGGGUUUUUUGAGCACAGAAGGGUUCGUUGCGCAGGAAGAAGGAAGAUGGGCUGGGCGAAGGGUGCCUCUCACAGUUGAAGGGGUACUCGAGGAGAUAAAAACGCGGAAAGAGGAGAGUGGUGCCUAAGAGAUGACAGGUAGUUACCUUCAUCGACCAAUCUUCCUGCGGAUGGGUGUACAUUCUGCUCACGGUACAAUGAUCUAGAAGUUCAUUGUUCGGAGUUGACUCAGCACAAUGCGUGGUGUUGUACAACAAACGCCAUGAAAAAGUCUCCAGUGUUUUCACUGUGCAAUCGUGCCAGGAAUUCUGGCGACUUUGCUGCUUGUCACAACGCCUUUGUUCCUUAGCAACCGCGAUGUCAUAUAUGAGUAACCAAGAGUUGCCGUGUCGUUUUGGGCCUGUAGAAAACUUCAACUCCCAGAAUCACAAUAAUGGCUACAUUGCAACUGGUGCAUGACGACUCA
This is a messenger RNA of Boeremia exigua, 1342 nucleotides long. RefSeq names its product cyclin-like protein. Bases 126 to 1004 code for a protein of 292 amino acids. The transcript is spliced from 2 exons. Gene Ontology annotation, biological process: regulation of transcription by RNA polymerase II. NCBI's taxonomy places the organism in Eukaryota, Fungi, Ascomycota, Dothideomycetes, Pleosporales, Didymellaceae. The record is from RefSeq and is a predicted model, not a curated record. Gene Ontology annotation, cellular component: nucleus. Gene Ontology annotation, molecular function: cyclin-dependent protein serine/threonine kinase regulator activity.